Molecule: messenger RNA, 159 nt
Organism: Scutellospora calospora
Lineage: Eukaryota; Fungi; Glomeromycota; Glomeromycetes; Diversisporales; Gigasporaceae
Source: the annotation of a GenBank genome assembly
CGGAAUUCGAAAUUGCUAUCAUGUUCCAUCAUUCUUUACAGAAGAUGUUGUAGUGAAAUAUUUUUAUUUAAAGAAUCAAAUUAAAGCAUUUGAGGAUUUUGAACUUAUCCACACAAAAUUGGUGAAUAUGGUUAUAAGAUUUGCCUUAGUACACUACGC